Corythoichthys intestinalis (scribbled pipefish) is the source of this 2160-nucleotide messenger RNA. It is a transcript of the gene llcp, whose product is annotated as treacle ribosome biogenesis factor 1. Bases 159 to 1868 code for a protein of 569 amino acids. The transcript is spliced from 7 exons. The record is from RefSeq and is a predicted model, not a curated record. NCBI's taxonomy places the organism in Eukaryota, Metazoa, Chordata, Actinopteri, Syngnathiformes, Syngnathidae. Gene Ontology annotation, molecular function: protein binding.
AUGUAAACUGCAUCCUGGGUGAAAGUUGAAACUGGAAGCAUGGGUGAUUUUUUUUAGGAGUUUACCAGCGACUUUCGCGUAGUGGUGGUUGGGGCUAUAUUAUAAAUAAUGCGAGGAAAAGCACGCUUGUGUUUACUAUUAUACAGGGAGCGGAGACCAUGUCUGUGAACGCAUCACAACAAGAGCUUAUUGUGCUCAUAUUUCGUCACUUGAAGGAGAAUGGGUUCCACUCUGCUGCAGAAGAGCUUCUUAAACACAGCCCACAGGGAUCUGCGCUAGGAACUACAGAGUUGUCGUCAUCAUUAGGGGACAUCUACAGUUCCUGGUUAAAAAAAUCUAAGAGCAAGCACUCCACUUCUAAUGGAGGUGUGUCAACUCAAAUUCAAGCCGCUUCAAAGAAGGAGAAAAAAACAGUAAAGAAAGCACAAAAGCAGAAGUCGCCAUCAAAAAAAGAUGACAAAGAUCGGAAAUUGUCAGAAACUGUCAAAAGGAAGAAGCUAAAGAAGCAAGAAAAUGUUGUAGCCCCUGCCGCUGAUGGCGGUGUCGAGUCGGACUCUGACAGCAGCUUGGACGUUGAGAAAUGGAAAAAAAUGCUUUUUGAGAUGACAGACGUCAACGCCAUGACCAUGAGAAUAGAUACCAUCAACGCUUUGGACUCAUCCUCUGCCAAACCUGUUAAAAAGAGAGUCCGAAAACCUCAGGCUAAGCCUAAAAGUGGCACUCCUUUAAAACAGCCAGGUAAAAAGGAAAGCGACUCUGAGAAAGCAGUGAAGGAGAAAAAAACAAAGUCAAGUUCCGCCAAAAGGACUAUUCUGGAAACCGCUGAACCAGAGAACAAAUUGCCUACUUUAAAUGGCACACUGCCUCUGAUACUAUCAGAGGAAGGGGCAACUUCGUCUUGCGAAGACAAACAGAAGAAAAAAAGCAAGAAAAGGAAACAAAUGGAAGGUUCUGAAAGCGAAAUCCCAGAGAUUAGAAUUGAAAACGGCAGCAAGGAGAGCAAAGUUGUCGGACAACCUGUGGAGGAUUUGAUAAACUGCAGUAACCUGAAUUCUGAACCCCAAGAUGAGCAUGUAAUGGUGUGUACAAUUGGGAAUGAUGAGGCAGUGAAAAGAAAAAAGAAAGAAAAGAAAAAGGGAAAGGAGGCAACUGAUGGUGAGAAUUUGUCUGAAUUCCUUAUCAAAGAUAAAAAUGAUAUGAAAACCGAUAAGGAGGCGCAGAAUAAUCAGAAUGUUUCUCAGAUACCUAUCAAAGGCCAAAAAGAUGAUAAAAACAAUGCAACAGAUAGUCCAAAUAUUUCUGACACCCUCAUCAAACACAAGAAGAAGAAGAAAAAGAAGAAAAGAGAUGAUUUAGAGGAACUCGCUGAGCCGUUAGCUGAGGAAACUAAAACCCAAACAACUCUCGUCAGUGAAGAAAUUGAUGAGCAACCAUCUACACAAGAAAAUCCAGGCCUGACAGAUGACGAUAAGAAAGACUGGCUGAACACCGUGGACGCUUCGGAUGCUGUGAGAGAAAAGAAGGCAAAGGAGAAAAAGAGGAAAAGUCAUCCUGAGGAGGGAACAACUCAGCGGGUGGUUGAAAAGGAAAAAAAGAGAAAAAGUUGUCCUGAGGAAGGAACUCCACAGCAGGAGAAAAAGAAGAGAAAAAAAGACAAAGCGAAUCUUGUCGAAGAUGAAAGCGUGAGCGUUAACAUCGAAGAGAUAGUUUCUCCAAAUGCAGAAGUAAAGAAGAAAAAGAAAAAAAAACUUGGCUUAACUGACACUGUGCUUCUGUUUUCCCCGGAGACACCAAGUCCUUCAUCACAGAAAAGGAAAAGGAAAAGCACCGUGAAAUCUGACGAGCUUCCAGCAACGCCGACAAAAUAAGCACAUGGAGGUAUUAUAAUACCAUCCAGCCACAAUGAAGUGAUCGAUCUGUCAAAAUAUUGUCUUGUUGUAAACAUUAUGAUUAAUACCUGACAAGGUAGAACUUUUUAUGUUGACUAUUUGUAAAGAAAUUGAUCAUGUAUUUUUGUACCAUUUUACCACUUGUUUUAAACGAUCACCUACUAAGUGCUAUGUAGCAAAUUUGUCUUGGUGAGGGCUUUGAAAAGAGAUCUCCCUAGUUUCAAGUCAGAGAUGCUUUGCAAGCAUUUUUUUUUUUUUUUUUUUUUGUAUA